AGUCAAGAGAACAAGGGGACAUGAAUUUCCAGCUGAUCCUGAGCGCACUUGGGCUUUUUCUCCUUCUGGCUGAAAGUAUGGAAAUACUAGGGAUGGACAAGCACUGCUUAUGUAUAAAGCAUGAAUCACGGUUCAUCCCACUGAAGAGCAUUAAGAAAAUAGAAAUCAGUCCUGCGGGGGCACAUUGCAAGACCUUUGAGGUUAUUGCCAGGCUUGUAGCAGGGGAGAGUGUUUGCUUGAAUCAGCGUGCAUCUUGGGUGAAGAAAAUCAUUCAGCACAUGUUUAGUCAGAAAAAUCAGAAAAGAUCCAUUGGAUGAUGGAAAUAUAUAACAUCUCAACAACAAGGAACAAAAUCAACAUUGUUUUUGAGUAGCCUGCAUACAUUAUUUUAUAUUUUAUAGUUUAUGCUGAAAAUGCUACAAAAGAAUUGUUCUAGUUGAACACAGUUCAGCUGUGUUUAGAAUGUACUGACCAAAUGUAAUGACUAAACCCUAAACAAAAAAAGUGCUUAACAGAUAUUAUGAUGUUCAGUGUGCGUAGACUGCAAAGGAACAAGUAAUAGGUUUAUUCCAUGCUGAAAAGUGAAGAAAGGAAACAACAUUUUGGAUGUGGAGUAUUUUCUAUUAUUUAACAUUAAUUAACUAUGAUAAUUUAUUGUCAUUCAUUCUGUUUUUAGGGAAUAUUACCUUAAAUCUGCCCCAGCUUUGUUAUUUAUUUGCUGAAAACAUGUUGAAUUCUUUGUCAUUGUCUAGUUUAUGUAAUCCUGUAUAAUGGAAUAAUUCUGAAAACAUUCAAGUGUCCACAACGUUUCUAGUAAAAGCAGAGGUAUUGUAUGGUUGCUUGUGUAUUAAACCUAUCAGAAUAUAUUGUGCUAGGAUUGUUUUACUGUGGAACCAUAUCUGUAAAACGACAGAAAAAUAAUUUGUGAAUUAUUCAAAUAAAGUGACUAUAACA
Molecule: messenger RNA, 954 nt
Organism: Lepisosteus oculatus (spotted gar)
Lineage: Eukaryota; Metazoa; Chordata; Actinopteri; Semionotiformes; Lepisosteidae
Source: RefSeq, a predicted model, not a curated record